This is a messenger RNA of Brassica oleracea var. oleracea, 2243 nucleotides long. Its product is annotated as telomere repeat-binding protein 4-like. The record is from RefSeq and is a predicted model, not a curated record. Bases 178 to 1977 code for a protein of 599 amino acids. NCBI's taxonomy places the organism in Eukaryota, Viridiplantae, Streptophyta, Magnoliopsida, Brassicales, Brassicaceae. The transcript has 9 exons.
AGAGAGAGAGAGAGAGAACGAGAGGAGUAAAACGAAACAAAACAAAAACAGAGGAUGAUCGCGAAAUCAUCAUCCUAAAACCUUCGAGAAAUUCUGUGUAAAUUUUUGUUUGUUGACUUCUCCAUUGUAGAGGUAGCUAUCCUUCUGAAUCAGAUCCGUGAAAGGAUUGUCUGAGAGAUGGUGGUCAAGAGGAGGUUAAACUGUGGCUUUGAUUUCUCCAGUGUUCCCAAGGCUCCUCGUUCAACCAGGAUGAAGGUCUCAAGUAAGAGAGAUGACGUUGACAGUCAGCUCACUGCCUUUGAUUUGCUCGCUUCUCUUGCUGGAAAGCUACUGGAAGAAAGCGAAAGUUCCUCAACGUCGACGUAUGGGGAUAGUCAAGAGGAUCAUCAUCUGGUUGUAAAGAUCAAACAAGAAAAUGUCUAUAAUAAUAAGCCUUGUAAAUCUGAGCUUUCCCAUCAUGGAAACCUUUCCUCAAAGUCGCCUAGUGAUAACACUAGCGAGACGUGUUUGCAAGUUUCCUCUUUGGAAAAUGAUUGCGUUUUGGAGCAGGCACCUGUUUCUGAUUGUAGUAAGAUAGCUCUUGGUCUGAAGCAGCCCCUUGUAGGUUGUGGAAACAAGAAAGAAGAUUGUGCUGUCCAUGUUGAACAAGGAGAAGCGACCAAUGGCUUGAUGAUCCCUGAUACUAUCAGCUUAAAGGAUCCAAGCCACGAAUCAGUCCACCUGGAUGGUGUCCUUAAUGGUUCUUUGGGAGGAUAUAUGAAUCAAUCUAAGUUAGUUUGCAGAGAUGAUGAUGACGAAAACUAUUGUAAAUUCUUUAAAUUUAGUGACAAAUGUAAUAAGUCAUAUAGGCCUAUGACUCGUGUUGGACAUCGAAGAAUCAAGAAGUCAAAAUACGGUAGAGCAUUCCCCAGAUCGAAAUGCUUUGAAGACACUAGAACAGAUGGUUGUUUAAAGGCUCUAUACCGCAAGAGAAAACUAUGUUAUGGCUACAACCAAUGGAAGCAUGAGACAGUUCAUAGGAAGAGAAGAUUGUCUGACAAAGGGUUAGUAGUUACUUCUGAUGGAGGACUCAGUAGCGAAAGUGUUACCAAUUCACCUCAGAAGGGAGAGUCAGUAAAGUUCAGCAUCAAGUCCUUUAGAAUUCCGGAGCUUUUUAUCGAAGUUCCGGAAACAGCAACAGUAGGCUCACUCAAGAGGACGGUGAUGGAGGCUGUCACUGCUUUACUCGGUGAUGGGAUACAUAUUGGGGUGUUAGUCCAAGGGAAGAAGGUUAGAGAUGACAACAACACUCUCUCACAGACUGGUCUCUCGUGUAGAGAGAAUCUAGACAACCUUGGCUUUACCUUGGAGCCUGGUUCCUCUAAAAAUCCUGUCAAUAUUAUGCCAACUGAUUCAACAAAUUUGUCAGAAAGGUCCGCAGCUUCUCUAGAGUUAGAUUCUAGAAUCCCUCUCUGUCUCCAAGAUGCUGAUCACGUGAUUAAUUAUGGAACAUGUGUGGAGUAUAGCCAGGAGUUAGUUCCAUAUCAGAGUGACAUAACAGCUGAUGAACAACAACAAGCUUCAUCCGAUUCAAGAGCUAUAGUUCCAGUUCCACCAUUGGAACCAGAGGCUCUUGCAAUCGUCCCACUUAACGAGAAACCUAAGCGUACAGAGAUUUCACAGCGCAGGACCAGGAGACCAUUCUCUGUUACCGAGGUAGAAGCUCUAGUGCAUGCAGUUGAGGAGCUUGGGACCGGAAGAUGGCGUGAUGUGAAACUGCGUUCUUUUGAUGAUGCAAGUCAUCGAACCUACGUGGACUUGAAGGAUAAAUGGAAAACUCUUGUUCACACGGCGAGUAUAUCACCGCAGCAGCGAAGAGGACAACCAGUGCCUCAAGAACUGCUAGAUAGAGUCUUGGCAGCACAUAGGUAUUGGUCACAGCACCAAGUGAAACAGAACGGGAAACUUCAAGCGGCUGCAAUGAUGGUGGUUGAAUGAAUCAGGUUUGUCAAUGUAAAGAUGGGAGAAAGGUAAUUACAAUAACUUUCACUUGAAGACUAAGGAAUCAUUGUGGGGGCAACUGUACAAAAGGCAAAACAACAGAAGCAUAGUUUGAUUCUUUUUAUCCAACUGGAGUUUUUAAGCUGCCAGAAACAAGUACUUUUGGUUACUUGUAAGUUACUUCUGUUCAUUUCAUUUUCUAAUUGAUUUGAUUCUGUAAUAUAGUAUUGGUGGUAGGUCCCUUGAAUACAUUCUUUUAUUUA